AGAGGAUUGGACGAAACCGCCCGUCAACUGAAAGGGCGGAGUUAUCCGAAAAGAGGCGGCCAAUCAACAAGGGGCUGAGGCUUCUCGCAGGAAGUGACGUUUGACAGAAGCAGCUGAAGUCGCUUCUUGAUUGGUUGCGCCCUCAGGACCCGGAUAUUGUUGUUCUUUUAUUGUCAUUCUCUAGAGGAAAGGCCAGGAAAAAGAUGGAAGCUGUAGACAUCCAGCCAGACUGCCUUGGACUUUAUUGUGGACGAAUAGUCGAAAUUAUAAAUGGGACUGACGUUCAUGGUGAAUGUGGGGUGUGUCCAAGAGGACAAAGAACAGACGCCCGCAAAAUCUGCCGAGAAUGUAUUGGAUCUCCAGAGCGCUAUGACUGGCUGUAUCUUGGCUUUAUGGCCAUGCUUCCUCUGAUCUUGCAUUGGUUCUUCAUUGAAUGGUAUUCAGGGAAAAAGAGGUAAAUAUUUAUUUAAAAU
Anolis sagrei ordinatus is the source of this 473-nucleotide messenger RNA. NCBI's taxonomy places the organism in Eukaryota, Metazoa, Chordata, Lepidosauria, Squamata, Anolidae. The record is from RefSeq and is a predicted model, not a curated record.